This is a messenger RNA of Mytilus trossulus (common blue mussel), 6988 nucleotides long. RefSeq lists its product as uncharacterized. The record is from RefSeq and is a predicted model, not a curated record. Gene Ontology annotation, molecular function: protein binding. The coding region runs from base 10 to 6672 and encodes 2220 amino acids. The transcript has 5 exons. Lineage: Eukaryota; Metazoa; Mollusca; Bivalvia; Mytilida; Mytilidae.
CCGUCCAAGAUGUCUAUUUCACUAAAGAAACACAGAAUACAGUAUCUGUAUAUCGGUCAUCUUGUUCUCCGUGUUGCACCAACUGCAUUUUCUAAGCUGUUUGACAGACAUUACAAUGGCGGAUUUAAAGCCGCGUUACUGAGAGAGAAAGACAAACUUUGUGAAUUGAAAGAAGAAAAGAUCAUCACGAAUGCUCAAUGGCAACAACUGAACACCAUCACAGACGACGAUACCGAUAAUCCAUGUCAGUAUCUGGAUACCGGACUUCUGUUGAUCCUUGUAAAAUCAUUGACAGGGAUAAAAAUUCCAGCGUGGCGUCCAUCCACGCUUGAUACUUCGGUUGGUGCAGAUCUUUACAGAGUGGAAUUUUAUUUGAAUUAUAUCAUUAACAAAAAAGAAGAGACGAUCGAUGACGAAGAAUUUAAUGAACAAGUGAAGGACAUCGCUAAUUCCAUUGAACGUCUUGGAGGUAGUACAAUUCCUGAAGAACAGAACAAGGUUCACGGUUACCUUGACAACGAUGAAAUUAAUCACGUGAUUAAUUUAAUACAGCAACAGAAAGAUAUCAAUUCUUCAGAAGAUCCUAUACCCAAAGAUCGUAGAGAGUCGAUUGAUAGAAGGGUAAAGAGGUGGAGAACGCAAGACCAACAUUUUGUUUCAACAAUAGCUUCACAAAUGGUCAUGGAAAAAGUUAGAGAGAACGCAUGCGUUGUUCUUACGGGAGAGUCUGGAAAUGGCAAGACGAUGACAUCGCGCCAUCUUGUUUUACAGCUAAACCGCGACGAAGGUUUUGAAAUAGUUGUUAUCAAAAGACCAACAGAACUGAGCUUUACCCUUAGUAAGAAGGAGAAACGUACAAUAGCGUCGAAAUAUAUUGGAGACGAUAAUAUGCGAAGGCUAGACGAAGAUAUUGUAGAUGACAUUGAGAGCUUCUUCCUUUUUUGUCAACUACGUAAUAAUUCAAGUGUGAAAAAUCAAGUAGACUUCUUUAAGGAACCCAUCAAACUUUUAAAUACAGAACUACAAAAUAUGUGUGAUACCGAUGAAUGGGCAUUUUUCAUUCUGACACUUUUAGUUGUUUUUGACAACAAGUUGGACAAACGUUUAUUUCAUGGUAAAAUAACCAAAUCACAGCAAGAUACAAUAGACGAGGUGUGUUCAGAUUGUGGAUUGCUUAAUCAUCCUACCAUGCUUUUCAUAUCAUUUAGAAUCAAAGCCCUGCUAGACACAUUUAUAGAGGAACGGUAUAGAUACAUCAGAGCAAUUCAUGAUAAAAUUUUUGAUGUCAUAAGUCUUUUUGUUGCUGAAAAUAAAAAUGCACUUCGAUCAGUAUUGAAACAUGGAAGUAGUAGAUACAUUAGUGAGCGGGUUCAGUUUCGGUCUUUGAGCGAGAAUUGUAAGGAAUAUACAGUAAUGAUUCCUACAGAAUUGGAAAAUGUCUACUUCAGUCGACUAAUAAAAGACAUUGAAGACCAAAAAUGGUGGGAAGUCUUUUCAGCUUCACAGACAUCAUUUGAAAUGUUUCGCAUGCAGUUUCUCAACUUUCUUGAGAAAUACGAAGGGUUAGAUUCCUUGAUUGAAGACAAAGUCAUGCCAUUAUAUGUUUCUUCAUUCGUGGGAUAUAAAGACUUCGUAGAAUUUUUCCAAAAACGUGAAAAAUGUCUAGCAAUAAAAGCGGUUGAUGAGAGUGGAUUUACCCCUAUUCAUGCUUCAUGUAUGAUGGGCCACAAAUCGGUUGUGGAAUUACUUCUUGAUGACACGAAUGUAGACAUUAUGACGAAAGACAAAGCAACUCCACUUUACCUUGCGUCAAGCAUGGGACAUGUCGGUGUUGUCAAGAUUCUUAUAAGUGCUAAUGCAAAUAUUGAAAAUACAAUAUUAGAUGGAACAACUCCUUUAAUUGUCGCAUGUAAAAAUGGUCACACAAAUAUUGUCGAAUUAUUGCUUAGUCAAAAGGCAGAUGUCAACAAAAGUAAAACUGAUGGAACAUCUCCACUCAUUAUUGCAUCACAAGAGGACAAAAAAGAUAUCGUUAAAGUUCUUCUUGACAACAAGGCCGAUAUUACCAAAAAGACAAAAGGAGGUGUAACAGCAUUGUAUAUAGCGUGUGAACGUGGUAAUGUUGUUAUAGUUGAACUAUUACUGAAAGCAGAUGAUAACAUUUUGAUGGGAGAUGAUUCAGGAUUUAAACUAUUUUAUGUUGCGUGUAAAAAUGGAAAUACUAAAGUUGUUGAAACUUUAGCAAAAACUGAUAUUGAACUUAACAGAACAAAUGAGUCAGGAAUCACACCUCUUUACAUUGCUAGUCAAGAGGGUCAUUCGGAUGUUGUCGAAAUUCUACUUAAAAAAGGCGCGGAUUCGAAUUACGCAAACCAAGGCGGAUAUACACCGCUUUACAUUGCUUGUUUACAGGGUCAUACAACAGUCGUUAAAUUGCUAAUGCAAAAAUGUGCAGAUAUAAAUGCAGUGUUUUAUAAAGGGUCAACGGCACUUUAUAUUGCGAGUCAGGAAGGCAAUCUUGACAUAGUAAAAUCGUUGAUUGAAAAUGAAGCUGAUGUAAAUAAAAGUGACGAAACUGGUACCACGCCACUGUAUGUCGCCUGCCAAAACGGACAUAAAUCAAUUGCUGAAAUGUUACUUGACAACAAAGCCAACAUAAACCAAUGUACAGAUGUAGGUGCCUCACCACUUUACAUCGCUUGUCAGAAGAACCAAGUCAAAGUUGCUGAUAUGUUAAUAAAGAAGAACGCAGAAGUCAAUAUACUUACGACCACCACAGCUACUCCUCUUCUUAUAGCAUGCGAACAUGGAUUUGCUGAAUUAGUUUCCAUUCUUAUAGCUAAUGGUGCAAAAGUUGACCAGGCCACGAGAGAUGGCGUUACACCUUUAUUCGUUGCAAGUCAAAAUGGUCACUCAUCAGUAGCAGAAUUAUUAUUAAUAAAUAAUGCAGAUGCAAAUGCCAGUUUUAUAACAGGAGCAACUCCUCUAUAUAUUGCGUGCGAGAAGAAUAAAUAUGAUACUGCUAAAUUAUUACUAGAUUUUAAAGCCAAUGCCAACCAGAGUAACAAGGGUGGUUUUACUCCAUUAUUUAUAGCUGCUCAGAAGUCAAAUUUUUCAAUAGUGGAACUCCUUUUAAAACACAACGCUCAUGUAAACAAAACAUCCCAAAAUGGUUUCACUCCACUUUGUGUUUGUUGUGAAAAAGGUAAUAAACCAACAGCAGAGCUAUUACUUGAUCAUGGAGCUGAUCUCAACCAAAGUACCACAGACGGAAGAACGCCGCUUUACAUUGCGAUCCAGAAUAAACACAUGGAUUUAGCUGAUGAAUUGCAAAAAAGACAAGCCACUGCAGACCUGAAAAAAGAUGCACUCAUGCCUCCGUUAUGUCUUGCUAGUAAGAAAGGUGAUAUUGAUGUUGCAACUAUCUUACUUCAGAACAACACGAAUAUAAAUGCAACAACACAAGACGAUGAAACUGCUCUCCACAUCGCAUGCAGGGAAAACAAUGAACAAUUUGUACGACUUCUUCUAGAACACAAAGCAAACACAGAAGUUUGUGACAGUGAUGGUCAAACUCCUUUGUUAAUUGCAACAAAACACGAAAACAUCCAAAUCAUCAAGCAUCUUUUGGAGCAAGAAGAUGGGAUUAGUUCUAUCAACAAAGAGGGAGAGACUGCACCAUUACAUAUUGCAUGUCAAAAGAAGAACAUAGAAAUUACGAAACUACUUCUCGAGCACAAGGCAAACGUAAACCAAAUGGACGAGGAACUCAUAACGCCGCUUCACAUAGCGUGUAAAAAUGAAGACCUGAAAAUGGUCGACUUAUUAUUACAGUACAAAGCUGUUGUAAGUUCAACCGAAAAUUUUGGGUACGCACCAUUAAUGAUUGCAUGCGAAACUCAAAAUCUCAAUUUAGUGCGAAUGUUGUUGGAAAACGACGCUGAUACGAAUUUAUGCGGAGAAAGUGGAUUGACACCUUUACAUAUGGCCUGUCAAAUGAAGAAUGUGAAGCUAGCAGAACUAAUACUUGAUCAUAAAGGAAAUCCAAACAAAAAAUACGAAGGAUAUACGCCCCUCAUGAUUGCAUGUGAUACAGGAAUGACAGACUUAAUGGAAUUGUUACUGAAAAAUAACGCUGACGUGGACGAAUUUACACCUUCUGGACUAACGUCACUGCAGUUUGCAUGUCAAAAAGAUCACGAACUCAUUGCUCAACAACUUAUUAGUUAUGGCGCGGAUAUUAACAGAGAGGUUCCGGAUGGAUAUACUCCGUUAUUUAUUGCAUGUAGUAAAGGAAAUGAAAAAAUGGUCGAUUUUUUAUUACAAAAUAAAGCUGAUGUUAAUAGACGAAGCAAACAGGAAUUUACACCAUUACAUAUCGCUUGCGGGAAAGGGUAUACAAAUAUUAUAAAAAUGUUGCUUAAAUAUAAGUCUGACGUUAGUUUAAGCACCCAAGACGGUUGUACUCCUCUUUACAUAGCAUGUCAAGAAGGACGAAAAGAAAUUGUAGACUUGCUUAUUCAGAGUAGUGCAGAUGUAAAUAUGAGUUCGGAAUCGAAAGUUACACCAUUGUACAUUGCUUGUGAUUUUGAACACACCUCUAUAGUAGAACUGCUACUCAAAAACAAAGCCGAUAGCAACAUAUGCAGAGAAGGGGGGUUUUCUCCGCUGUAUAUAGCUUGUGAAAAGGGAAAUCUUGAUAUUGUGAAAUUACUAUUAGAAUAUGGAGCACAAGUAAAUCAGACCCAAAACGAUGGUGCAACGCCAUUGUAUAUUGCUUACGAAGAGAAGCAUUUCAACAUCGUUAAAUUAUUGAUGAAGUACGGCGCUGAUCCUACCAUUUGUACAAAUAGUGGGUUAUCUCCGAUGUACAGUGUUUUCUUGACGGGUAAUUUAAAAGUGGCUUGCAUAUUUUUAGAACAUAAAGUGAAUCCGAAUGGUAGUUUUCAAAAUGGUUCAACACCAUUGACAAUUGCAUGUGAAAAGGGUUAUCGCGAACUUGUUGAGUUAUUAAUAGGGUACGCAGUAGACGUUAACCAAACAACCGAGGAUGGUUUUACGCCAUUAUAUAUUGCUUGUGAGAACUAUAAAACUGAUAUUGUAAAUCUUUUAUUGGAAAACAAGGCAGAUCCAGACCAACGAACUACUGAAGGAUUUUCAGUUUUGUAUUUGGCAGCACAGCAAGGAAAUUGGGAUGUAGCUGAAGUUUUACUCAAUUUUGAAGCAGACACAAAUAGGAAAACGAAACGUGGAUCAACGCCUUUACAUAUUGCAUGUGUAAAGAAUAAUUUGGCUAUUGGGGCAUUGCUUAUAGAAAAUGGCGCUGAUGUAAAUUUAGGAACAGACGAAGGGGGAACUCCUUUAUAUCUCGCAUGUCAGGAAAACCAUAUUGCUGUGGCUAAUUUGCUUAUCCGACACAACGCUGUCGUCAAUCAAGCUACAAACGCAGGCGCGACUCCUCUUUACAAGGCAUGUGAGAAAGGGCACCAACAAAUAGUUACCCUUCUGAUAAAAAAUGAUGCUGACGUGGACAAAUUUAAAGAAGAUGGCUUUUCUCCGCUGUACACGGCAUGCGAAAUGGGCCACAUAGAGAUCGUAAGUGUUCUCCUUAAGCACAGAGCCAAAGUAAAUAAAGUUACCUCUGGUGGAUUUUCACCACUGCAUGUUGCAUGUAAAGAAAAUCACAAGAAUAUAGCGGAGAAACUGAUCAAUCAAUAUGCAUUCACAAACAUCAGUGACAACAAUGGUCUUUCGCCCCUUCAUGUGGCUUGCUCAAAUGGUUACAUCCCUAUCGUGAAAUUCCUUCUAAGUCGUAAUGCUGAAGUGAAUCAGAAAACCAAGGAUGGAAAAUCGCCUUUACAUGUUGCUAUAGAUAAAGGUUUUUUAGAGGUUGCCCAGAUGUUACUGAAACAUCAUGCCUCUGUCGAGAUAGAGGAUACAAGUGGAUCCACGCCGCUCUAUAAGGCAUGUGAAAAAGGUCAUUUCAACAUAGUCAAAUUACUGAUGAAACGGAACGCAAACAUUAACCAUGCUAAUAGACUGAACGCAAGCCCGUUGUUUAUCGCAUGUGCGAAAGGUCAUAGAAAAGUAGUUGAUUUGUUGCUAAGACAUGAUGCAGAUGUUAACAUGACAACAAAGAAAGGGCAUAAUCCGUUUUCAGUUGCAAUGUUAAAUGGCUAUGAUGAUAUAACGGAAAUACUUACUAAUACUGGGAACAUCAAGACAAAACCGAAACAUACCAAUGACGGCCGUGGUAUUGCACAAACACAGUUCCAGGAUAACGAAUCAAUGGGAAGAUUGGCGACUAUUUAUUCUAUAGAUGAAUCUGAACCCAUGCAAAAUGAGUUCGAGAUAAGCGAAAACUUUAAGUACACCAAUAAUUCAAAUAGCGACAACGACAUUAGCAAAUAUGAAUGUCGGGAAACAAUUUCUGAACGUUCAGAACCAUUUACUGCGCGUAAUGAGGAAACAAAUAUAAUACCAGAACUUAUAAAAACUGAAAGAUCCUCUAAAAGUAUAAUAACUGAAAGAUCAUCUAAAAGUAUAAAAACUAAUAAAGCUGUAUAUGACAGAAAUGACUUUCAGUCUCCUACACCGGACCAACAGAAGAAAUUUAAAAGCGUAGUAGAACGCGAAGUAUUAAAGAAAAGUCCGGCGUGUGUUGUUCUGUAGUCCUACUGAAGCUGAUAUGAAACAGUUCGUAUUAAAAUUUGUAAAAGGCACGGAACAAAACUAUUUAUAAAACUUUGAGGAUAAAUGAUGCGCACAACAAUAUAUUUUUACAUUUUUAUAAGUUGUAGAAGAAAAUUGGUGUACUUCUAGUGUUAUACCCUUUUUUUACAGGUUUUCCUUGAUUCGCUAGUGUGCUGUGACCAGAAUUGGAAUUUGUCGAUGAUAAAUCGAACAAAAAUAAUUCAUAUUUCAUAGCCAGAAAUAAUUUGCCAACUCAUGUUAUAUUUUCUUUACAAAUUAGUCACUAAAAACACUC